AGCGCAGGCAACUCACCCGCCGAGUGGAGCAGUGGAGGGACCAGGAAGCAGCUGUGAGAGCGGCGAGAGUGAGGUUAAUCAGGUGUACGUGGUUUAUAUCUGACGUGUUCUGGUCACGAUCUUGUCGCAUCUUGACUGCGCCGUGCCUCCGCCAGGCACGCAUGUCCACGUCACAUCGGUCGAACGCAUCUCGAUCGUGCCAGCGAAAUCGCGGUGAGGACCACGAUGACCACAGGGGAUAACCGGCGAGCAUCCGUGCGCAGAUGGAUCUCCAGGGCGAUAGUCGCCACGUUCCUCGCGCUCAUCGUUUUGAAUCUGCCGGCGAUCUGCGACGGCCACGACGUCCACGAGUCGGCGAGCUACAAGUACUCCAAGGAGGCCAACGAGAACUACUUGAAUUCCCAUCACCAUCAUCACGAUUACGAUCACCCACACGAUCACCCACACGAUCAUCAACAUGAUCACAAGCACUCGCACUCGACGCAGGCAAAAGCUUCGCGAAGGGAUCACGGUGACAUUAUUUUAAGGGCCGUCGGGUCGACUCUGCUCAUAUCCGCCGCACCUUUCUUCAUACUGUUCUUCGUGCCGUUGGACAACACCAAGCAGCGCGAGUCGCUGCUCAAGAUCCUGCUGAGCUUCGCGUCCGGCGGCCUCCUGGGCGAUGCGUUCCUCCAUUUGAUUCCACAUGCGAUGGUGCCCCACUCGCACGAAUCUCCGCCGGAACACUCGCAUGGAUCUCCGUCGGAGGCGCACUCGCACAGCCAUCACGACGAGGCGGGACACAAACAUGACAUAUCCGUCGGUUUGUCCAUAUUGUUAGGGAUAAUAGUGUUUCUAAUGGUCGAGAAGGCGGUACGCAUUAUUAAGGGCGGUCACAGUCACUCGCAUGUCCAUCAUGAUUCUCAAGAGAAAAAAGAUAUUUCGUCGGAAAAGAAAGAGGAGAAGAAAGAGGAGAAGAAAGGGGAGAAGAAGAGCAGUGGUAAAGCAGUUUCCAAGGCACACAAAGCACCUGAAAGCGACAUCAAGAUCGCCGGCUAUCUGAACUUGGUGGCGGACUUUCUGCACAAUUUUACGGACGGUCUGGCUAUAGGAGCCAGUUACAUGGCUGGAAAUAGUAUUGGUUAUGUAACGACAUUCACGAUAUUGUUACACGAGAUUCCGCAUGAAAUCGGUGAUUUUGCCAUUCUCAUACAAAGUGGAUACAGCAAAAGAAAGGCUAUGAUGUUGCAGUUGGUCACUGCUGUAGGAGCUUUAUUAGGAACUUCCGUUUCUUUGUUGGCAGAAGGAAUGGGUGAUAUUGCAACAAAAUGGAUUCUUCCCUUUACAGCAGGAGGCUUCAUUUACAUUGCAACUGUUUCUGUAAUACCAGAACUCUUAACUGCCACCAAACUUUGGCAAUCAAUCAUGGAAAUAUCUGCUAUUCUUUUCGGAGUGUACAUGAUGGUUCUUAUAGCGGACUACGAAUAAUAUAUACAUUUGCCAUAAGAUGAUUUAUUUUGCUAUACUAUUUUUAUUCGGUUCAUUUCAUUCUUGCUCAUUAAACUAUGAGAAAACAUUAUUAGAUAGCAGAAGAGAAAUUUUCUUUUGAUCAACUGGAAUUGUUGCAUUUAUGCCUUUGCGAAGAACAAGAAUGUGAAAUGAAUUAUGAAAACAAGCAUUACAAGAUCUUUUAUGACGACCAUCAUUUUUGCAAAAAAAACUAGAUAAAUUUUUAGAAAUGGCCACAUGCGGUUUGAAGCGGAACUUAAUAAUAAGUGUGAAUCCUUAUGAAAAUUAUUAAUUACUGCUUAUAAAUUUAAUUUGUGAUAUUACGUAGUGUGGAUUCAGUUUGGAGCUGUAUUUCAAGACCGAUAUUCGACGCGCAGAACUUUAUCUGAAAUUGUAACGAUUCACGCAAUUAUUAUUAAGUAUCCGCUUCAGACCGCACUUUUAAAAAUUUAUCUAGUUUGAACUUUCGUGGACUCGAUUAGGUUUCAUAUUAAUGUUUAAGAAAAAAAACUCAGUGAUUUUAUGGAAUAUGAAUUAAAAAUUACCUAUACACUACAAAAUAAUGUUGCGAUAUUAAGACAAAGAUGCUGAAGUGACGGCCGAAACUUCGUGGCAUCUGUUUUGACGAUUUGUACGUGCGAUAUUGAUGUAAAUGUGUUUACGUCUGAUGUGUUGAUGUUUACCACACCGACACAUCAAUGUCGCACGCAUACAUACAAUAUUAUUUUCGGAUCAACCGUUCUUACACUAAAGCACGUAUGUUUAUCAGUGAAGCAUAAUAUUAUCCUUUCAUGGCCGCGAUUAUUACUUCUAUCAUACGUACAAAGUCUAAAACUUUUAUACGCAGUACAUGUCACGAGUCGACUAUAGAAGCCAAUAAUUUUCUUUUUUUUGUUCGUUUUUUUUUAUCCAUUUGUAAUAGUCGCGGUCCGUUAUUGUCAAUAUUUUAAUUCUGGAAAAGGAUUUAUAAUUCUGUGAAAUCAAUAAAAAAAUUGGAGGAUCCGAAAAUAAUCGCAUUCAAUCGGUGAAACCUGUGUUCAGCAUCGCCUCAAUUUGUUUAAUGCCGCUAAAUAGUGUGUUCGAUAAUCUAUAUAUUUUGUUAUAAAGUAUUGAUUUUAUAUUUGAAUAAUUGUUCCUAGAUUUUUUUUUUUUGAUUUAUUCAAGAUUUUUUUUAAGUCUUUGGGGCGUCCAGGUAUACUAUCUAAUACUACAAAUACUACCAGUGUUACUUGGACGUCAACCAAGCAGCAUGGACAGGACCAUAGGGGUUUACCCAGUGGAUGAAAACGAUAUACAGGUCCCCUCCUCGAGGACGUGCAGACCCAGCAGGUUUUCUUCUCUUAGAGAAAAAAGUUCGCGUGUGAGACUAUUCGAUAAAUAGUUUGUUAGAAAUUAUAUUUUAAUUUUACGUACAAUUAUACACGAUUAUUGUCAAGAUAAGUCUGAAAUGUAUAACUACAUGCAUUAAGUUUAUCUUAAAUUAUGUAAUCCGAAGAAGUACUUAAUUUGCUUAUCUUUAUAUUUGGAGUGCCUAAAAAGAUACUAUCUCUAAGCCCAAAUAUUUGGAUGAAAUAAUGGGUACUUUUUAAAAUUAUAGACAAAUAUAACUUAAAUGAGACGGCAAACGUUUGAUGUGCGCAUAGGUUUGAAUAAAAGCGAUUAGUUAACUAGUAACUCUUUAUCACUCAUUACUUAUACAAUAAAUUUAUUCUCAUGAUUUUAUAA
Wasmannia auropunctata (little fire ant) is the source of this 3213-nucleotide messenger RNA. RefSeq names its product protein catecholamines up (gene Catsup). Gene Ontology annotation, molecular function: zinc ion transmembrane transporter activity. Bases 226 to 1467 code for a protein of 413 amino acids. Gene Ontology annotation, biological process: intracellular zinc ion homeostasis; zinc ion transmembrane transport. The transcript is spliced from 3 exons. NCBI's taxonomy places the organism in Eukaryota, Metazoa, Arthropoda, Insecta, Hymenoptera, Formicidae. Gene Ontology annotation, cellular component: membrane. The record is from RefSeq and is a predicted model, not a curated record.